AUGGAUCCGAAUUUUAUCCAGGGAUUGCACAAUUUAUUGACCCAGUCGGUCUCUAGUAACGACACGGUUCAACUUAAAGCUGCUACAGCUCAGCUGAACACCGAAUAUUACAAAAAUCCAGCAUGUAUAUCUGCCCUCGCUAGCAUCCUCGCCAGCUCUCCGGAGGUCGCUGUUCGUCAGCUCGCCGCAGUCGAGAUGCGCAAACGUAUAAAUCAGAAAAGCGGAGAUCUAUGGACUCAACUCCCUCAAGAUGAGCGUCAACAGAUCAAAGAUAAACUUCCAGAGCUGAUCCUCGCAGAACCAAAUAAUCUCGUUCGCCAUUCGGCUGCGCGGGUUAUCGCUGCUAUUGCCUCUGUAGAAAUCCCUAACGGCACAUGGCCCCAGCUACUCCCUUUCUUACAUCAGUCAUGCACUUCUGCGCAAACAAUACAUCGCGAAGUUGGCAUUUAUAUUCUAUUCACUGUCCUCGAAAAUAUCGUCGAGGGCUUCCAGGAGCACCUCCAAAGCUUCUUCAAGCUAUUUGAGUCUUUGCUCAAUGAUCCUGAAAGCAUGGAUGUGCGCGUGACGACUGUCCGGGCUUUAGGUGUUAUUGCUCAGUACAUCGAUUCUGACGAUAAGGCCGACAUUAAAUCUUUCCAAGCUCUGCUUCCCAGCAUGAUUAGGGUCAUCGGACAGUGUCUCGAGGCCAAUAACGAAACUGGCGCUCGUCAACUCUUCGACGUUUUCGAGACACUGCUUAUUCUCGAAAUUCCUAUUCUCGGUCCCCACAUCGCCGAAUUUGCCUCUUUCCUCCUUACAUGUGGCGGAAACCGUAACUUUGACGCUGAGCUCCGUGUUCUUGCUCUCAAUGCUUUGAACUGGACAGUCCAAUACAAAAAAUCCAAGAUUCAGAGUCAGAACCUUGCUCCCGCCAUCUUGGAGGGUCUCAUGCCUAUUGCAACUGAACCCGAACCCGAAGACCUUGAUGAUGAUGCUCCUUGUCGCUCUGCCCUGCGCAUUAUCGAUGGUCUUGCGACUUCCUUGCCUCCUACUCAAGUGUUCCCUGCGCUUCGUACCCUCAUCCAGCAAUACUUCUCCUCUCCUGAUCCUGCCAACCGCCGCGGUGCUAUGCUUGCCCUUGGUGUCGCAGUAGAAGGUUGCAGCGAGUUUAUGACCCCCCUUAUGAACCAUGUUUGGCCUAUCAUCGAAGCUGGCUUACAAGAUCAGGAUGCCUCGGUCAGGAAGGCAACUUGUACCGCAGUGAGCUGUCUCUGUGAGUGGCUCGAGGAAGAAUGUGUUUCGAAACACGCUGCCCUUGUUCCUGCUAUCAUGACCUUGGUCAAUGAUCCUGCCACCCAACGCUCUGCAUGCACAGCACUCGAUGCUUUACUUGAAAUCUUGCACGAUGUCAUCGAGCAAUACCUCCAACUCAUUAUGGAGCAGCUCGCUGGUCUUCUUGACACCGCCCCUCUCACUGUCAAGGCUGUUGUGACUGGUGCUAUUGGCAGUGCUGCACAUGCAUCUAAGGAGAAGUUCCUCCCUUACUUCCAGCCUACCAUGAACAAGCUCCAGCACUUCCUCGUGCUUACUGCUGAAGGCGAAGAGAUUGAACUUCGUGGUAUCACCAUGGAUGCUGUAGGUACCUUCGCCGAGGCUGUGGGUGUGGAGGUAUUCCGCCCCUAUUUCGCAGAUAUGAUGAAACAGGCAUUCCAAGGUAUCGAGAUGGGCAGUGCACGUCUCAGGGAGUGCAGUUUCUUGUUCUUUGGUGUGAUGGCGAGGGUCUUCAGGGAAGAGUUUGCGCCUUUCCUCUCCAGCGUUGUCCCUCCGCUUUUGACCAGUUGCCGUCAGGCUGAGCAUGGAGAGGAGAACGAGACUCUCUCCACUUCUGAAGCUGCUGCUGCUUUUGCCUCUGGCUCCUCACCUUCCAGCGCUAUCGCUGUGGUGGAUGAGAUCGACGCCAACGGGAACCCUGAGGUCGAACUAGAAGAUAUUGAUGUCGAAAAAAUGCUCGACGUGAACAGCGCCAUUGCUGUCGAGAAGGAGAUCGCAGCCGACACUAUUGGAACUCUAUUCGCUGCCACACGAAACCACUUCUUCCCAUACGUCGAGCAGUGCACGCUGGAGCUCGUUAGCCUCUUGCCCCAUUACUAUGAAGGUAUCCGCAAAUCCGCUACAGACUCUCUCCUUGAGAUCGUCAGGACCUUCUACGACCUUAGUGACCUCCAGGAGUGGCAGCCUGGUACUACCGUGCAAACUCCUAUCAGCUCUAGUGUCAAGGAGUUGAUUGGUCACAGCCUUCCACCUCUGCUUGAGAUGUAUGAAUCUGAGGAUAAUAAGAGCGUCGUUUCUUCGUUGUGCGUUGGGUUUGCUGAGACUAUCAACAAGAUAGGCCCUGCCUUCCUUGAAAACCAUCUCGACUCUAUCUGCAGCAUUGCUGUUCAAGUUUUGGAGCAGAAAGCUCUCUGCCAACAGGAUCCUGAUCAAGAUGAGAACGAAGAGGCUCCUGAAGAUUCCGCCGAAUAUGACUCUGUAUUGAUUUCCUCUGCUGGCGACCUUGUUGCUUCCUUGGCGAACGCACUUGGAGGGGACUUCGCACAAGCUUUCGGCACUUUCUUCCCUCUUGUUUCGAAAUACUACAAAAAGAGUCGCUCCCUAAGUGACCGUUCGUCUGCCAUAGGUUGUCUGGCAGAGAUCAUCGCAGGAAUGAAGAACGCUGUCACGCCGUCAACUGAACCCCUGCUUGAACUCUUCUACCGUGCUCUUGGUGAUGAGGAAGCUGAGGUACAAAGUAACGCCGCGUUUGCUGUGGGUCUUCUUGUGGAGAACUCAGAAGUGGAUCUCUCUCCUCAAUUCCUUCCUCUUCUCGCUGCAUUGCGUCCGUUGUUCGAUGUAGCACCUGAUGCUUCUCCCGCACGGCUGAACUCCAAAGACAAUGCUGCUGGUGCAGUAUCGCGUCUCAUUGUUCGCAACACAGCAGCUGUUCCUUUGGACCAGGUCCUUCCCGUCCUGAUGGAGAGCCUACCCCUCAAAAAUGACUACCUCGAGAACCGCCCUGUUUUCCGCGCGCUGUUCCAUCUCUUCCGCACGAACCCACAAGCGCUGUACCCCUUCAUGGACAGAUUGCUCAUGGUCUUUGCCCACGUCUUGGACCCUAGUGGCGUUGACCAAAUCGGCGAUGAGGGCAGGGGUCAACUGAUCAACCUCGUUGGGGCCUUGAAUGCAGAGGAUCCUGCUAAGAUUCAGGCCGCGGGGCUAAGUGCUUUCGUUCCUGGAGCGUGA
Molecule: messenger RNA, 3258 nt
Organism: Serpula lacrymans var. lacrymans S7.9
Lineage: Eukaryota; Fungi; Basidiomycota; Agaricomycetes; Boletales; Serpulaceae
Exons: 16
Coding region: 1-3258 (1085 amino acids)
Biological process (GO): protein import into nucleus
Cellular component (GO): cytoplasm; nucleus
Molecular function (GO): small GTPase binding; nuclear import signal receptor activity
Source: RefSeq, a predicted model, not a curated record